Lolium rigidum is the source of this 1560-nucleotide messenger RNA. RefSeq names its product probable glucomannan 4-beta-mannosyltransferase 6. The record is from RefSeq and is a predicted model, not a curated record. The coding region runs from base 118 to 1560 and encodes 480 amino acids. Lineage: Eukaryota; Viridiplantae; Streptophyta; Magnoliopsida; Poales; Poaceae. Gene Ontology annotation, cellular component: Golgi apparatus. Gene Ontology annotation, molecular function: mannan synthase activity. The transcript is spliced from 9 exons.
GGUGACGUCCUGCCCUUCGUCUCCCCCGUAUUUGAUCUGCUCCUCGAGGCGUGGCGGCAGGUCAGGGUAGAGCUCCUCGUGCCGCUGCUCAAUGCCUCGGUGGCGCUGUGCGUGGUCAUGUCGGUGAUCCUCCUCGCGGAGAAGGUGUUCCUCGGUGUGAUCAGCGCCGCGGUGAAUGUGCUCCGCCGGCGGUCCGGGAGGCCGUACAAGUGCGAUCCUAUCGUGCAGGACGAUGAGACCGGCUCCGCCGCCUUCCCCAUGGUUCUUGUCCAGAUCCCCAUGUACAAUGAAAAGGAGGUGUAUCACCUAUCGAUAGGGGCAGCCUGCAGGCUCACAUGGCCGGCAGAUCGUCUAACGGUGCAAAUUCUGGACGACUCCACCGACGACGAGAUCAAGGAGCUGGUGAGGAGCGAGUGUGACAGGUGGGCUAAGGACGGGGUGAACAUCAGGUACGAGACUCGGAAAGACAGGGCUGGGUACAAGGCCGGGAACCUCAAGGAAGGCAUGCGCCACGGCUACGUGCAGGGCUGCGAGUUCGUCGCCAUGUUUGACGCCGACUUUCAGCCGGCGCCGGACUUCCUCCUGCGGACGGUGCCGUUGCUCGUCCGCAAUCCUAGGAUCGCGCUCGUGCAGGCUCGCUGGGAGUUCGUGAAUGCCAACGACUGCCUGCUGACGAGAAUGCAAGAGAUGUCGAUGGACUACCAUUUCAAGGUGGAGCAGGAAGCAGGCUCCUCCCUCUACAGCUUCUUUGGCUACAAUGGAACUGCCGGAGUUUGGAGAAAGCGAGCGAUCGUCGAACCGGGAGGAUGGGAGGACCGCACAACUGCUGAAGACAUGGACUUGGCACUGAGGGCGGGACUUCGGGGCUGGGAGUUUCUUUACACUGGUGGCAUUAAGGUUAAGAGCGAACUGCCGAGCUCUCUGAGGGCCUAUAGGUCCCAACAACAUCGCUGGUCGUGCGGACCUGCACUUCUGCUAAAGAAAAUGUUCUGGGAAGUUCUUGCUGCGAAGAAAGUAUCGGUCUGGAAGAAGUUAUAUAUGAUAUACAACUUUUUCGUGGCACGGAGGAUUGUAUGGGCGUUCUACACAUUUUUCUUUUUUAGCAUCCUAGUUCCUAUCAGCGUUCUGUUUUCAGAGGUGCAGAUUCCAGUGUGGGAACUAAUCUACAUACCUGUAGCUAUCAAUGUACUCACUUCAGUUGGGACUCCAAGGUCAAUCCAUCUGAUUAUACCGUGGUUCUUAUUUGAAAACGUUAUGGCAUUGCACCGGUCCAAAGCCCUCAUGAUCGGAUUCUUUGAAGCGAGAAGGGCUAACGAGUGGAUCGUCACACAGAAGUUGGGAAACGCUCAGAAGAUGAAAUCAGUCGGCCGUACAAAAGAGAAUCGCCGUUUCAAAGACAGGUUCCAUUGCCUUGAGCUAUGGAUUGGCUUGCUUAUUCUGAUGUCUACAUGCUACGACUACUUGUACAGGGCUGAUUAUUUUUACAUCUUUCUAUUGCCCCAGUCGAUCAUGUAUUUCGCAGUUGGGUUUGAUUUCAUGGGUGCCAGUGUCUCUAGUUGA